AUGAGCGUAGUUGGAUUUGAUCUUGGGAAUGAGAGCUGUGUUGUGGCAGUUGCCAGACAAAGGGGAAUUGAUGUUGUUCUUAACGAUGAGUCAAAACGUGAGACUCCUGCUCUUGUGUGUUUUGGUGAUAAACAGCGUUUUCUUGGAACAGCUGGUGCUGCAACCAGUAUGAUGAACCCAAAAAACACCAUUUCCCAAAUUAAGCGGUUAAUAGGGCGUCCUUUUUCUGAUCCUGAAUUGCAACAAGAUCUCAAGGCUUUGCCUUUUUCAGUUACUGAGGGACCCGAUGGUUUCCCAUUGAUCAAUGCAAGGUAUCUUGGUGAAACAAAGUCAUUCACCCCAACACAAGUUAUGGGAAUGGUUUUCUCAAACAUGAAGACAAUAGCUGAGAAGAACUUGAAUGCAGCAGUUGUGGAUUGCUGCAUUGGGGUACCUAUUUACUUCACUGAUCUUCAAAGAAGAGCUGUAAUGGAUGCAGCAACUAUAGCCGGUUUGCAUCCUCUACGGUUGAUGCAUGAGACAACAGCCACUGCUUUAGCUUAUGGAAUAUACAAAACUGACUUACCUGAAAAUGAGCAGCUCAAUGUAGCCUUCAUUGACAUUGGACAUGCUAGCAUGCAGGUAUGCAUAGCAGGUUUCAAGAAAGGUCAACUGAAGGUAUUGGCACAUUCAUUUGACCGGUGUCUUGGAGGGAGGGAUUUUGAUGAGGUUUUAUUCCAACAUUUUGCUGAAAAGUUCAAGACAGACUACAAAAUUGAUGUUUUCCAGAAUGCAAGGGCUUGCCUUAGACUCCGUGCUGCUUGUGAGAAGCUAAAGAAGGUGCUUAGUGCAAAUCCAGAGGCACCUAUGAACAUAGAGUGCUGGAUGGAUGACAAGGAUGUUAGAGGGUUUAUUAAAAGAGAUGAAUUUGAACAAAUCAGCGCCCCAAUAUUCGAACGUGUGAAGAAGCCUUUAGAGAAGGCUCUUUCAGAGGCUAAAACUCACAGUUGA
Lactuca virosa is the source of this 990-nucleotide messenger RNA. The record is from the annotation of a GenBank genome assembly. NCBI's taxonomy places the organism in Eukaryota, Viridiplantae, Streptophyta, Magnoliopsida, Asterales, Asteraceae.